CAUGAACGAAGGUGUGCGGAUAGCAACGAGAUGCGCGUUGGCCAGGCGUAUUCGACAAUUUCAACUCUCAACUCGGCCUCUAAUUAGUAAACUUCCACGACGCAACACACUCCCGGCCAAAACAGACAUUACGUCUCCCGCCCUAUCAUACCAAACGACCACAAUGGCAACCGUCAUCCGCGAGCUAUGGGGCCACCACCCCGCCUUCCUGCAGCGCGCCAACCAGCACCGCAACCUCAUUGAGCUGAUCGCCCACGCACCGAACCGCGGCGCCGGCCUGCGAGUCACCCCGACUGAAUGGUACCAGCGCGGAUGGAGCGACGCUUAUUGGACCGUGAAGAACAUCGUUUUGGAGGAGGACCUAGCACACGGUGAAGUGUUCGGGCAGCUUACAUGGCAGGGUCGGCCAAAGGGACCGGCGAGCGCGAAGAUACCAAGCAUUUACAAAAAGAAGUGGCACUUGUACGAAGCACCCGAGGAGUUGCGGGCAUUGGAGAGGAAGCUGAGGUUAUGAUUCUCUCCACGGAUAGAGGGGCUGGAUAGGUAGAAUGGCCUGUCCGUAUUGCUCACCCGUCCGUUUGGCGUGUUCCGUCAAGGCAUCUAUAGACGGCCGUCCUCCCCAUUCUUAAAUGUAAAUUAUUCCCCACUCUGUAAUAUAGUAUCUCUUGCAUCUACUUGAUGCCCCACCCGCUACGUUGGUAGCUCCGUCCAUACCUUCACUCUCUU
Molecule: messenger RNA, 726 nt
Organism: Fimicolochytrium jonesii
Lineage: Eukaryota; Fungi; Chytridiomycota; Chytridiomycetes; Spizellomycetales; Powellomycetaceae
Exons: 2
Cellular component (GO): mitochondrion
Molecular function (GO): structural constituent of ribosome
Source: RefSeq, a predicted model, not a curated record